GUAGUAUUAUAUUAUUCUCACGCUAUUAUUUUCACAGUAAUUUCACUGCUCUUUAGGUUCCACUUGAUAUAUACACACAUUCUCCUCCUACUCUUACCUUACAUUAUUGCUCCCAACAACAAUGGAAAUUGAUUCCUCAGGUGAUUCCUGUUGGCUCUAUGAUUAUGGCUUUGAUGAUAUCUCUGUUGCUGCUGCAGCUGAUUUCAUGGUUGCAGACUCUGCUGAUUUCACCUGGGUUCCUUCCAAUAUGAACUUGGAAAUGGAAUACUCACUGGAUUCAACUGUCUUCGAAAGUGGCCCUUCAAAGCGGUUAAGGACUGAAUCAAGUGUGUCUGGCUCCAAGGCAUGUCGUGAGAAACUACGAAGGGAUAAACUGAAUGAGAGGUUUCUGGAAUUGAGUUCUAUCUUGGAGCCUGGUAGGCAGCCCAAAACAGACAAGGCUGCUAUAAUAAGUGACGCGGUUCGAGUGGUAACCCAAUUAAGAAAUGAAGCUGAGAAGCUGAAGGAAAUGAAUAACGAUUUACAAGAAAAAAUUAAAGAGUUGAAGGCUGAGAAGAAUGAGAUUCGUGAUGAGAAGAAUAAGCUGAAGCUAGACAAAGAAAAGUUAGAGAAGAAGGUCAAAUUGAGAAAUGUACAGCCUGGCUUCCUCCCUCACGCCGACGCAGCUGUUAAAGGGAAAGGUGCUGCUAGCCACAAGCUGAUACCUUACAUUGGUUAUCCUGGAAUUGCCAUGUGGCAGUUUAUGCCCUCUGCUGUACUUGAUACAUCAAGGGAUCAUCUUCUUCGACCUCCAGUUGCCUAGAGUGGUUAGCAUCCACUUCUUUGCUGUAUGUGUGCUUUGCUUGUAUAAUAUUUUUUCCAAGUUAUUCACUAUGUCUCUAUUAUUGUGUGUGGCUGAAAGUGUUAUUGGAGACUGCUUGAUUUGAUAAAUUUGUGCUUCUACAAUCUAAACUAUAAUAUGAAACUGGUAUGGUCAUGGUUUUUCUCCGA
Molecule: messenger RNA, 990 nt
Organism: Lotus japonicus
Lineage: Eukaryota; Viridiplantae; Streptophyta; Magnoliopsida; Fabales; Fabaceae
Product: transcription factor ILR3-like
Exons: 5
Coding region: 122-802 (226 amino acids)
Biological process (GO): regulation of DNA-templated transcription; intracellular iron ion homeostasis
Molecular function (GO): DNA-binding transcription factor activity; protein dimerization activity
Source: RefSeq, a predicted model, not a curated record